AUGCAUGCAGCAAUGGCUCUCUUUCUGUGGCUUAAGAGAAAGAGCAAGGAGGCUGAUAACACAAUCCGGCUCAAUCUUUUCAUAUAUAACAAUAUAUUGGGAACUCGCAAGCAUGCUGAAAAUCUUGAUUUUGUUGAGAUCCUCCUAAGUGAUAUGUCCGCAGAAGGUUUACAUCCUAAUGUCGUGACGUACAACGCUCUAAUGAGUAUUCACAUUGAUCGAGGGCAAGAAGCCAAGGCUAUCCAGAUUUUUCACGAGAUGCCAGAUAAAGGCGUGUCUUAUGCUCCUGCUUCUUAUUCUACGGUGAUAUUUGCUUACCGUAGGAUGGAAGAUGGAUUCGCGGCUUUAAAAUUCUUUGUCGAGAUAAGAAAUAAAUACCAAAAAGGCAAAAUCGGGAAAGAUGGAGAACAGGUAGACUGGGAAUGGGGUCAUGAGUUUGAGAAGGUGGAAAACUUCACUGCCCGUGUGUGCUACCAAGUGAUGAGAUGUUGGUUAGUGAAAUCCGAAAAUCUAAGCACUGAUGUACUGAGAUUGCUAAUCGAAAUGGACAAUGCCGGUUUGCAGCCCGGCCGUUCGGAAAACGAGCGCCUCAUCUGGGUUUGUACGCAUGACGAGCAUUAUCUCGUGGUCAAGGAAUUAUACGCUCGGAUUAGAGAAAUGGACAACGAAAACGAAAUAAGCUUAUCCGUUUGCAAUCACAUGAUCUGGAUUUGGUACGAGCUUAUUGCCUCCCACUUUAAUAUACUCUUAUCGGCCGCUCGGAGAAAAGGUAUCUGGAGAUGGGGAGUGAGGCUGCUGAACAAGAUGGAGGAGAAGGGGCUCAAGCCGGGUAGCCGCAAAUGGAACUCUGUACUUGUUGCUUGUUCAAAGGCUUCUGAAACUUCAGCUGCUGUCGAGAUAUUCAAGAGAAUGGUCGAAAAUGGGGAGAAGCCCACUAUUAUAUCCUAUGGGCAUUGCUCAGUGCUCUUGAGAAAGGGAAGCUCUACGAGGAAGCCCGAAAUGGCCACCCUCGGCAUGGGGCCCACGGUUGUGACGUUUAACGCGAUUAUCAGUAGCUGCAUCCGGAAUAAUUUCGGGAGUGUGGCAUACGAGUGGUUUCAGCGUAUGAAGGAUCGAAAUGUCGACCCGAACGAGGUUACUUACGAGAUGUUGAUAGGUGUUCUGGCGAGAGCUGCACACCGAGGAUUGCUUACGAGUUGCAUUUAA
Molecule: messenger RNA, 1206 nt
Organism: Striga hermonthica
Lineage: Eukaryota; Viridiplantae; Streptophyta; Magnoliopsida; Lamiales; Orobanchaceae
Source: the annotation of a GenBank genome assembly